AUGGCCAGCCCAAUGAUCAACGGCCCGUGGCAGCCGAGCAACACGACCACUCCGGGCUAUGUCGAAGGCGAAGUCAGCUGGGGGCCAGAGCCGCCCAGCUGGCGCAGUAUAUCAAACUCGGUCAUCGGCAUCGCUGCGGUGGUCUUCCUUGCCAACGUGCUCGUGUCUGGCAAGAACUCACUGCUCCUCAAGCCCAUCCAGAGACGCAUCAAGGCGUGGUCCUAUCUCCUCGACGGCCCUGCCAUGAUUCAUGACGGAUACAAAAAGGCCAACGGCAAGACGUUCGACGUGAUCACGCCGGGCGAGCGCAUCGUCUUUGUGUCUGGCCACAAGGCCGUCAAGGAGCUCGAGUCGCAACCCGAGACGGCGCUGUCGCUGUACGCGGCGUCGAGAAAGAUCCUCAUGCCCAAGUAUACCAUGCACGGACUGCACAUCCAGGACAGCCGUGGUGCCGCGGGCGCCGGCUUCUCCCGCGCCGUCCGCGUGCUGCUGACCAACAACCUGCCGCGCGUGCUGCCGUACCUGGGCGACGCGAUCCGUACCCGCAUCGCCGAGAUCCGGGCCGAGGGCCACGUUGUUGACGGUGUCAAGCAGACGGACCUGUACCCCAUGUUCCUGCAGCUCACGAGCUUGUCGACCGGCACGUCUAUUUUCGGCAAGGAGCUAGCGAGCAACGCCGCGUUCAUGAAGGACGCCUUCAACUACAUCGAGUCGGUGGUCAUGGGCGCCGAGAUGGUCCGCCUGUCGCCCAAGUGGCUCGAGCCAAUCAUGGGCCGCUUCGUCACGCACAAGAUUAAGACGCCCGAGAUCCUAUUCAACCUGCUGUACCCCAUAGCCGAGGAGCGGCUGCGCGAGCGCGAGCGCGAGCGGGCCAGCCUGGGCGAGGAGGUUCCGAAACAUGCCGACAUGAUCUCGUGGAUCCUCGAGACGGCGCCGGCCGACGUCGAGUGGACGUCGCAGCGCAUCGUGCAGGAGGUCAUGGCGGUGUGGUUCGGGUCGAUCCACUCGACGGCCUUUAUCGCCACAACCGCCAUCUACGAUCUGUGCCUGCACCCCGAGUACCUCGCGCCGCUGCGCGCCGAGCUGGCACGAGGGGGCUACGCCGAGUUCGAGCGCAACCCCACGCAGGGCCUGCCGCUGAUGGACAGCUUUCUCAAGGAGUCUGCGCGCGUGACGCCGGUGGACUACCUGAGCACGCGCCGCGAGGUCAUGGCGCCGUUCGCGCUGGCCGACGGCACGCGCCUGCACAAGGGCGACUGGCUGUGCACGCCGGCGGCGAGCAUCGGGCUCGACGCGGCCUACUUCCCCGAGCCGACCAAGUUCGACGGGUUCCGCUUCGCGCCGCGCGAGCUCGUCGCGUCGCUGGCUGCCGACGGCACCGUUUCCGAGGGAACGCGCAUGCCCAAGGCGUCCAAGAUCGUCGACGUCGACCCCUCGUGGCUGCUGUUUGGCACGGGCAAGCUGUCUUGCCCCGGGCGGUUCCUUGCCACGGCGACCAUCAAGUCGAUUGUGGCCAACGUCAUCGCCAACUACGACAUCGAGCUCGUCGAUGCGGCGGCGCCGCGCCAGUGGUCGUGGCGGUCGACGGCCGUGUGCCGCGAGGACGUCAAGGUAGUGCUGACGCCGCGGGCCAACUAA
Messenger RNA from Lasiosphaeria miniovina, 1638 nucleotides. Its product is annotated as cytochrome P450. The transcript has 11 exons. The record is from RefSeq and is a predicted model, not a curated record. The coding region runs from base 1 to 1638 and encodes 545 amino acids. Lineage: Eukaryota; Fungi; Ascomycota; Sordariomycetes; Sordariales; Lasiosphaeriaceae. Gene Ontology annotation, molecular function: heme binding; oxidoreductase activity, acting on paired donors, with incorporation or reduction of molecular oxygen; iron ion binding.